AUGGCGACCAUUUUUCGAAAUUUAUUCCGCCACAAGAAAAGUCAAAGUAAAGAAGAUGCUUCAGCUGGAGAUGAAGUUUUAGAACGUGAUUCUAGCCGAAGAUCGUGGAGAGCGUCGAAAUCUCGUGUUACGCGAUUUGCCGAUGACAACAUGCUUCCUCCAACCGCUGCUUAUCACACAAAUAAUGCUCCAAAACUACGAAAAGGGCCGCAAAGCUGUCCUGGAGGCUACGGAGAUGAGUAUGACUGUGGAAAUUCUCACAGAUCAUUCGCUGUUGACAAUUAUAAAGAGAAUAAGCGAUCACGACAUAAUCAACAACCGUCAUCAUCGUCUUAUCAUCACCAACCACACAAAUCGAGGUCUUCAAGAUAUACUGAUGAUAGACAGCAUUACUCUUCGAGAUGGGAAACUUCUGAAUAUGGAAGUGAGAAUACUUCACCAAUUGGAUCACAUCAUCGUCAUUAUGAAUCCCAUCUUGAUGAUGAUGAUGAUGAAAAGGACACUGAUUAUGAAGACUCGAAAGUUCAGGAAAUUAAGCAAAGAUUUCGACGGCAUUACGAAGAUAAGCUGUAUGAUUACGAAAUGAAACGUCUUAAAGAUAGGUCAAAAAUCAAAGAACUCGAAAAAGAGAAGCAGACGAUCGAAAAAGAGAAGAAUGAUGUUGUGAAGAUUAUGAUUCAACAAAACGACAAACUGGAAAAAGAAAAGAAGAAAGUUGAAUAUUAUAAGCGCAAGGCGAACGAAUUAGAGCAGCAACUGAAUCAGAUGAGAAGCGGAUUCGGCGGGUUCGGAAUGUUCCCAUCAACUCCACAUCAUCAACAGACGAUGUUCCCAUCGUUUGGAUCAUCAUCAUCUGGUCAAAGAUUUUCUUUUAUGGGCUCAUCAGUACGACCAAUAUCUACUUCAAAUACCCCAACAACAUCUGCCAUGGAUACCACCGGAGGAGGAGCAGGUGAAUCGUUGGUCCCUGCUUCUGAUCUUAGUCUUGUCCAAAUUCCUCCAAUGCAAUCAAUUCAUGUCGAUCUUCCUCAAAAUGUGCCAACGGGAGGACAAAUUGGAAAAUUCAGUGGAUUUGAUGACGAUGAGGAAGAUGAGACGAAAAAUUUCCGAACGGUUGACACGCCGUCGUUAUCGAUUGAGAUGCCGCGAUCAUCGAUCGAUACUUCUUUUAUACGCGAAUCGAUUAUUAGUCAAACAAAUUUAGAACCACUAACAGAGGUUAAAGACGAGGGAUACAGUACAACUCCAGACGAUGCUUGCAAUUCCGCAAAAAAGGAAACAACUCCACAAUAA
Caenorhabditis bovis is the source of this 1293-nucleotide messenger RNA. The record is from the annotation of a GenBank genome assembly. Lineage: Eukaryota; Metazoa; Nematoda; Chromadorea; Rhabditida; Rhabditidae.